CAACGACGCUCUUGUUUAUCUAAAGAAGCAGAGCAAUGUGAACCAUCAUCAUUCCAUUCUCAAGCCAUUUUGGCGUCGUCACUCGUUUUUACAUCACUGACCGGGCCUGUUGCCCAUAAUGGCCAAAGAUUCGGGGACGAUGUCCCUGGUCGAGCGCUAUCGUCCUUCGUUAUUCGUCUUAGCUUCGCAAGUGGCGGCCGCCACCCUGAAUGCCGCCGCGAAGUACGCCGAGACUAGACUCGAGCAAGUCCAUCCUUUCCAGGUCCUCCAUGUCCGGAUGUUGAUCACCGCCCUCGGAUGUACCUGGUAUCUCUGGCACAUCGGCGGAUCUAAGAAGUCCGACCUUCUGUUCGGAACGCCCGACGUCCGAGGUCUCAUUCUGCUGCGAGCUCUUGGUGGUACUUGUGGUGCUUCAGGAUUCUUCUUUUCUAUGAAAUAUUUGAACCUCAGUGAAGCAACAGCUUUGAAUUUCCUUGGUCCUCUAGGGUCGUUGAUCCUAACACGAUAUCUGUCAUUCGCUACUGUCCAAUGGACUGACUGCCUCGGCGCCGUCGGCGCGCUCGGAGGAGUUGUACUCAUAUCCCAGCCUGAAGAGAUAUUCGGCACCAUCCAAGCUACCCAGCGCGAUGUCUCAGCAGAUGCGACUGCCAACAUGAAGGGCUUGGCUUUUGCCGUGCUUGGCCUCUGUGGAGGUGUAAUUACCCUCACGUCGAUCCGUUGCAUUGGAAAGAGAGCUCAUCCGCUGACUAGUGUUAACGUAUUCGCAUGGAGCCUGGCAACUGUGAGUUGGAUUGGUCUUAUGAUAGUUCCAGGAAUUACAUGGCCGAAGAAUCCGCUCACAUGGCUUUGUCUUAUAUAUAUUGGCACCUGUGGUCUCGCGAUGGAGUUUACCCUCACGGUUGGAAUAUCGAGUGACUCAUCUUCAGCUGCUACACUCAUGAUUUACUCCCAAAUAGUCUGGGCUCUAAUACUGGACCGCAUCUUAUUCCAAUCCACAAUCAAUUUCUGGGAGAUUUUAGGCGCCAUAAUUGUUAUCGGCAGCUUAACCCUUGUUACCCUAACCGGGAACGGCCAGAAACCGGAGAAGGUUGAAUACAAAGACAUAAGGUGUGAAGACGAAGAAGCAGGCAGAUUGAGUGUGGAUGAACCCCCAGUCGAACAGACCAAUGCCAAUCCAUAGAGGUUUCAACACGUUUCUUUAACCUCGGUAACUAACCCUGAGGAUACAUAUCGAACAUGAUAUUUCGAAUGGAUCGAAUGGCUAGGGUAUAGGUUGGAGAGGAUUCUUGUAUAUUCACUCUUUACGAGUCACUCAUUGAAGAUUUUCUUGGGUAAUGCAUAUAAGCAUAGAUGAAUAAUUACCAAUUCCAGCUGUCGUGUGCAAAAAUAGGGGGGCGAUUACGGUGGCUUAGUCAGGAGACAGUUUAUCUCCGACAAACUCCGGUCAACUAGGGAGGGAAUAGGG
Annulohypoxylon truncatum is the source of this 1465-nucleotide messenger RNA. RefSeq lists its product as uncharacterized. The transcript has 4 exons. Lineage: Eukaryota; Fungi; Ascomycota; Sordariomycetes; Xylariales; Hypoxylaceae. The record is from RefSeq and is a predicted model, not a curated record. Gene Ontology annotation, cellular component: membrane. Bases 119 to 1180 code for a protein of 353 amino acids.